GAAGUGGUAAUUUCCGUCUCCGUCUACACCGCUCACUCGGUGUGGCCUCAUGGGCUGCGGCUGUCAUCCUCCCACGAGCUGCUCGCCAGCAACACACUCGCGGAUCUGCUGAAAAUCAUUCCUUGUCAAAGUACCUCCAUUCCUCACGCUGCUGAUCGUAUGUUUCCCGAAAUCGAUCUUCUGGAUCGUGCAUGUAUCGGGAUAGAAGACGUGAUGUAUGGUCAACAUCCUGAAGAUGCUCAUAGUGUCACCAUGCUGCUCCAGAAGCUUAAUUCGCAGACUCCUUCUCCAUCUGAGAUAGGACACAGCUCUCUCGAGCUGAAGGACGUGCGAAUAGGAAGCUUGUCCCUGCGCAUGAACUAUCCUUACUGGAUCUUUCAUGCUGGAAUGUGCGAGCAUGUAUGGACUGUCGACGACAUUCACCUGCAUCAUCCUUCAGAGCCCCAAAGAAUAGACUAUCCUAUAACGACAUUCCUUCCUGCCAGCAUUACACCCAACUGCGGUGUGUGUAAAGUUCUACCGGCUAUUCUCGCCGUGAGUGGCGACCUUAGGUUGGAUAAUAGCCCCUGCUUUGUGUGCAAAGUGUGUUGGGACCUCCUGGGCUGGCCGCAAGGGGACAUUUAUAUCAAGGUAGUGCGGUUAAUCGGACGAAGGACGGGAACGUAA
Molecule: messenger RNA, 666 nt
Organism: Dacryopinax primogenitus
Lineage: Eukaryota; Fungi; Basidiomycota; Dacrymycetes; Dacrymycetales; Dacrymycetaceae
Exons: 2
Biological process (GO): snRNA transcription by RNA polymerase III; snRNA transcription by RNA polymerase II
Cellular component (GO): snRNA-activating protein complex
Molecular function (GO): core promoter sequence-specific DNA binding; RNA polymerase III type 3 promoter sequence-specific DNA binding; RNA polymerase II cis-regulatory region sequence-specific DNA binding
Source: RefSeq, a predicted model, not a curated record